AUGUCAAUCUCGAAGUUGGUCUUCCCUGAAGACGACGGCGCCGAACCGAGCGCAUUGCGACACCUUCACCUCGCUGGUUCUGAUUCGAAUGAUUAUCCCUCCUAUGACUCGGCUUCAGAGUUCCAAACUGCCUUACGCCAGGUCUUCCUCGACUGGAAGUCGGCCCCAAACUCCCGCGCGCCGUCACCACUCGUUGUAUCUUUCACUCCGGCACCAACGUAUACCCUCGGCCGUCGCCAAAAAACUUUACUUCCCGAGCAGCUAGAUCGACUCCAACAGCCUUUAACUGUCAUCGACGAGACGAGGGCUGAGGCAGGGGAACAAAACGGUGGAACAGAUUCACAAGAUCGGCAGUUCACGCCCAAAGUCAUUGAGACAGAUCGUGGCGGACUGACAACCUAUCACGGACCAGGGCAGGUCGUCCUAUGGCCGAUAUUGGACUUGCACAGCACAUACUAUCCCCACAUGACCGUUCGAUCCUACGCGCGACUCAUAGAGGAGACAACACAAGCGAUCCUCGCCGAUGGACCGCGGAUCCAGACUUAUCUCUCCGAGGACGACCCAGGGGUAUGGGCCGAGGCCGCAAGGCAGCGGACAGGAGGACAGGAGCGCAAGAUUGCCGCCAUGGGCGUUCAUCUCCGCCGUCAUAUCUCGGGGCUCGGCACGGCGCUGAACGUGGAUGUUGUCGUUGAUGGUGACGAGACAUUGAAUCCUUGGGCGAGGUUUGUGCCGUGCGGACUCGAAGGUAAAACCGCCACCAGUGUAAGAGCCGAACUGGGCGAGGCUUCCUGGAGGCGAUUGAGUCUUGCUGGCGAUGGAAAGGCGAAGAGAGAAUGGUAUGCGCGCCGGUGGGCCGAGGAGUUUGCAAAGCGCCUAGGAGUCGGCAUUGCGCCGGUGACAGUGCAUCGUCGACUUGGAUGA
Molecule: messenger RNA, 921 nt
Organism: Colletotrichum fioriniae
Lineage: Eukaryota; Fungi; Ascomycota; Sordariomycetes; Glomerellales; Glomerellaceae
Biological process (GO): tRNA processing; rRNA processing; protein modification process
Cellular component (GO): ribonuclease MRP complex; nucleolar ribonuclease P complex
Source: RefSeq, a predicted model, not a curated record